CGCAUUAAGAACCAAUUGAAGAAGUUUUGUGACCUGAGGAAUUGUGAUCUGUCAAGAUAACCUAUCCUGUCACGUGUGUGAAAGCGUCAAGCUAGCCCCGUCAGUUCUCUACUGACAUCUCAAGCAAUGGCUACUUUCGGAGCCAACAUCCCGGCGCCCCUUUCGUUCGAAGGGGAUGUGGCGGCUAAUUGGAAGAAAUUUCACAAAAACUUCAAGAUUUAUCUUGGGGCUACAGGAAGAGAAAAGUCAGCCGCGGAUGUGGCAGCUAUGAAUGAAGGUGCUAAGAAGGAUUACUAUGACUCAUUAGGCAAGCUCUUACUCAACAUUGCUGGCGAUGAAGCCACUACAGUGUCAUCGUCCUUUGGACUCAACGACGAUGAAGAAUUCAACUAUAUUGAGUUGGUCAAGAAAUUUGAGGAAUACUCAGCCGAAGAUGAUAACGAGACCUAUAUCAGGUUCAUGUUUAAUAGAACUCGUCAGAGAGACGGGGAAACGUUUGAUCAUUUCGUAGCGGAAGCAAGAAAAAGAAUCAAGGCAUGUGGGUAUGGUAACCUAGAAGACAGCCUUCUAAAGGACAGAAUUGUCGAAGGUGUACGUAGCCAGAAAUUACAGCAAACUUUGUUGGCAAUCAAAAACCUUGACUUGAAGACAGCAAUCAGUGAAGGUAGAAGCGCAGAAUCAAGCACAAGGUAUGUCUCAGAGAUUCAGCAAGAACUUGCCUCGACAGUAUCAGUGAAUGCAGUUAGAAACCAUAAACAGUACAAAAGUCAAGAUAAAGGACAGUAUAAAAAUCAAGACAAAGGGUUCAAGAAACCAGACAAGCAGGAGUUUGACUGUACAAGAUGUGGAUACAGCCACACAUAUGGGAAAUGCCCAGCAUAUGGCAAGACCUGUGUAAAGUGCAAAGGGAGAAACCACUUUGCGAAAAUGUGUAAAACUCAAGCAGUGCAUAAUGUACAAGUUGAAGAAAAUGAUCAGAACAACUUGAAUAACUUUGACUAUCAAGUUUUAUUUGCUGAUUCAAUUGGAAUGGAAGUGAUCACUUUGAAUAGUUUAGCAUCCCAAAAAGCUAAACCACCUCAAGAAUACAGGCAAGAAAUAAAAGUGGGAAACAAAAUCAUCAACUUCAAACUUGACCCAGGGUCACCAGCAUCGAUUAUCCCACCUGAAGAACUAGAGGCAUUAAACAUUGAAGAAUCUGCUAUAAUCCCAGCAAACAUCUACAUCAAGCCAUUUGGUCCAGACUCCCCAGUAAUCAAGGCAGUGGGAAGAGUGAAAAUUCUAACUAAAGUUGGAGGAAAAACCAAGCUAGUAAACUACAUCAUAGCACCUGGAGAAGUGCCAUUAUUUGGUAUUGCAGACUGUGAAGAAUUUGGCUUAAUUGUCAGAAAAGUAAUGUCGAUUGACUCAACCGAACAUGCCAUCCAGACCAGUGCUAAGGAAGAAUUCGCCCAGAAGAACAGGGAUGUCUUUGAAGGACUAGGAAAAUUCCCAGGUGAGCACCCAAUUCUGACUAAACCUGAAAGUGAGCAAGUGAUCAGGCCAGCCCUGCGCCGCCCUAAAGUAAUCAAUGACAAAUUAAAAUCAGCGCUAGAAAUGCUAGAGACCAGAGGUGUAAUCAAAAAAGUUGACCAUUUAACACCUGAGUCAUGGGUCAGCAAUAUUGUAAUUGUGACAAAACCAAAUGGGAGCAUUAGAAUCUGUGUUGAUCCGGUGGACUUAAACAAAUCUAUACUCAGAGAGCCUUAUUUAAUUCCCACUGUAGCUGAGAUCAGUGAAAGGCUAAACCACCAAAAGUUCUAUACUCUACUAGACCUAAAAGAUGGUUUUUACCACAUUGAACUUGAUGAAAAAUCAAGCUACAAAUGCUGCUUCUCAACUCCUUUUGGUAUCUUCAGGUUUCUCCGAUGCCCAUUUGGAUUGGCCUCAGCACCUGAGUUGUUCCAAAAACUCAAUGAACAAGUUUUCGGCGGGAUCCCCAACGUGCUCAUCUACUUCGAUGAUGUCCUAGCGUUUGGCAAGACCGAGGAAGAACAUGACAAAGCUGUGGCUGCAGUAAUUCAAAGAGCACCAAGCUUCGACUCGUCCAAGAAAAUUAUUAUCCAAUCGGAUGCCUCUCAGUCAGGAGUUGGCUGCUGCCUCCUACAAGAAGGACAUCCUGUGGCAUUUGCAUCAAGAGCUCUAACUGACAGUGAGAAGAACUAUUCAGUAAGUGAGAAGGAGCUGUUAGCCAUCACUGUUGCAACACAGAAGUUUCACAACUUUAUUUUUGGAUACCCAGUAGAAGUUCAAACUGACCAUUUGCCUUUAGUACCGAUGAUCAACAAAGAAAUUUAUAAAUUAGGAUCAAAGACGCUACAAAGGUUAAGGCUCAAGCUACUAAAAUAUGAACUGCAUCUUGUUCAUGUCCCAGGGAAAAUGAUGUUUAUGUCUGACCUAUUCUCGAGAACAGCAAGGGAAACAAUUGAAGAUGAGUCAACAAUGAUUGAAAUGGUCCACAGUUUGUCAAUGUCGUUACCGAUAAAUGACUCACUACGAUCAGCCUUGGUUGAAGCAACAGCGAGUGACAUAGGCCUCCAAACUGUCAUGAAAUAUUUACGGGAGGGAUGGCCCAAGCAUGCUGAGCAACUGUCUGCGCAAGCAUUCCCGUAUUUUCAAGUGAGGAAUGACAUUUUCUGUGAAGAUAACCUGCUGUACUUCAAUGAUCAAGGGCAGCCAAGAAUCAUAGUUCCAGCAUCUCUCCGAGCGGAAGUACUCAAAUUAGUUCAUGGUCCAGCUCAUUUGGCAACCGACAGAUGCCUUUCAAGAGCGGUUCAAGCAUUCUAUUGGCCUGGUUUAUCCAAUCACAUUCAAGAAUUUAUAAAACGGUGCCAGAUAUGUAAGAAGUUCCUGCCCAUGCCAGCAAAACAUCCAUUGCAUCCUCAUCCAUUGCCAAAUUUAAUGUGGGAAGCAGUAUCAAUGGAUAUUGCCUCAGUGGGUCCAAAAGAUUAUCUUGUCAUGUAUGACAGUUAUAGCAAGUGGCUGGAAAUUUUAAAGCUGCCAAGCAAAAGUGCGUCAGCUGUUGUUGAUGCGUGCAAAAAUGUCUUUGCAAUUCACGGCUUUCCUCAAAAAAUAGUCUGCGACAACAAUCCUUUCAACUCUUUUGAGUUUAAGAGUUUUGCCAAGGAGUGUAAUAGCACAAUAAUAUUUACCAGCCCUCAUCUUCACCACAGCAAUGGAAGAGCUGAGAAAGGUGUCUCAAUCGCCAAAUUAAUUCUAAGAAAAUCAAUUGAAGAAAGGUCUGAUUAUAGAGACUCACUGAGAGAAUACAGAAACACUGAGAUACCAUCAAUGGGUUACUCGCCAGCUCAGCUAAUGUUCUCACGGAAGAUGCGAACCACUCUACCAGUCACCAAUCAGGACCUCAAGCCUGUGGUACCACAGUCAGUUAAAUCAAAGAUGUUAAAUCAACAAAGAAGAACAGAGAAGUGGUAUAACAAGUCUGCCAGAAGGACUGAAUGCAAUUUCCAGCCUGGAGACCCGGUCAUAAUCAACCUGGGAAACAAAGGCGAAACCUGGAAAGAAGGAAAUGUUAUAGAAAAAUGCAAAGAGCCAAGAUCGUUCCUGGUCCAAAUGAAAAAUGGAGGGCAAGUGCGAAGAGCCACGAAUCACAUGAGACCUGACUACCAGCAAUCAGAAAUUCCGUGGGACCCCGUCUACGACAUGAUAAGGAGGAGAAAUGUUCAGAAAAGUCUAGAAAGGUCAGAACAAAUCAACCAAGAAAGAGAGAAGACUGAAACAAACCAAGAAAAAGAUAAGACUGAAACAAACCAAGAAAAAGAUAAGACUGAAACAAACCAAGAAAAAGAUAAGACUGAAACAAACCAAGAAAAAGAUAAGACUGAAAAAACCAAAGAAAAAGAGAAGAGUGAGAAAAUCUAUCAACUUAUUGUACCUGAUUGGAUGUUUAAAGAAAAUUAUGUCACUAGGGCAGGAAGAACUGUUAAACAAACAUCAAGUUUCACGCCCUCAUAGAAAUGUUAAUUGUUCGCUGAUUGUAAAUGCUAAAAUCAUUCAUUUUAUUAAUUGAUCAUUAAUUGUCAUUGCACAUACUUCAAUUUUAACCAAUGUUUAUUGUUGUCUUAAACUCAUAACCCUUUUGAUGGGGAAAUGUUGUAUUAUUAUUAUUGUUCUUGUUCUUUGCCUGCACUGCACUGCCUUGUAUAAAAAUACCAUGAUCACCAGAGCUUUCCUGUAAAC
Messenger RNA from Frankliniella occidentalis (western flower thrips), 4239 nucleotides. RefSeq lists its product as uncharacterized. Gene Ontology annotation, biological process: DNA integration. The record is from RefSeq and is a predicted model, not a curated record. Gene Ontology annotation, molecular function: nucleic acid binding. The coding region runs from base 127 to 4014 and encodes 1295 amino acids. Lineage: Eukaryota; Metazoa; Arthropoda; Insecta; Thysanoptera; Thripidae. The transcript is spliced from 2 exons.